Messenger RNA from Aureobasidium vineae, 1785 nucleotides. The record is from the annotation of a GenBank genome assembly. Lineage: Eukaryota; Fungi; Ascomycota; Dothideomycetes; Dothideales; Saccotheciaceae.
AUGCCCCGAGGACAGGAACCCAUGUUGACGCGCCGUCCGUCGUCGCACAACGACGAGCGAGCCACCGAAGAAGAUGCUCUCUUGACCGGACAGAGAGCAAGCCGCCAACCCUCUGCCUCCCGAUGGGCCCGAUACCGCGAGCUCGUCCUCUUCACCUGGGGCCUCAUAGCCACUGCCGCUGUCAUCGUUCUGGCCGUCGUCUACCAACACCAGACCUCCAAGACGACACCCGAGGCUCAUGGCGACCGACCGACUGGCAAGAGAAACCUCGUCUUCAUGGUGAGUGACGGCAUGGGCCCAACCUCGUUGGCCCUGACCCGCGGCUUCAGACAGCAUGUCAAUGCUCUGCCGUGGGACGACACUCUGGUCUUGGACAAGCACUUCAUUGGAAACAGCCGUACGCGAAGCAGCAACAGUCUUGUCACCGACAGUGCUGCUGGAGCCACUGCCUUUAGCUGCGGUCACAAGUCUUACAACGGCGCCAUCAGCGUCAUGCCCGAUCACACUCCCUGUGGAAGUGUCAUGGAAGCUGCGAAGAGGGCUGGCUACACCACCGGUCUGGUCGUCACCACUCGCAUCACCGAUGCAACUCCUGCGUGCUUCGCCUCGCACGUCAGAACCCGCGCCAUGGAGGACCAGAUUGCUGACCAACUCAUCGGCAACGGUCCUUUGGGAAGAAACGUCGAUUUGAUUCUUGGUGGAGGAAGAUGCCACUUCUUGCCCAACACGACUGCCGGAGGCUGCAGAGCCGAUGGUAAAGACUUGAUCAAGAAGGCACAUGAACACGACUGGAAUUACAUUGCUUCCCGCGAAGACUUUGACAACCUUGGCUCAUCGGUCGAGCUUCCUCUGCUUGGCCUGUUUGCACCUACCGAUAUUCCCUUUGAGAUCGACCGCAGACACGUCGACGACGAAUACCCAUCGCUCGAAGAAAUGACCAAGACCGCCCUUCGUGCUCUGAAAGAUGCUACAAGAGACAGUGAUCAAGGUUUCUUCAUCAUGAUCGAGGGAAGCAGAAUCGACCAUGCUGGUCACAACAACGAUCCUGCUGCUCAGGUUCACGAGGUGCUUGCCUACGACAGAGCCAUGCAGGCUGUUAUCGACUUCCUCGAAGAAGACGAUACCGAAGGUCUCAUGGUCGCCACCAGUGACCACGAGACUGGUGGCCUGGCUACUGCUAGACGUAUGUCUCUUUUUGAUUCUCUCUACUACGACUCUGCUCACAAUGUCUCUANNGAACUGAACGUCAACUACCCUGAAUACCUCUGGUAUCCUGGCGUCCUUGCCAACGCCACUCACAGCGCUGAGCACACUGCUCGUCUGUACUUCUCUCACCUGUCAAGCUCCAAGUCCUUCGGCACCGACCUACACAAGUAUCUCACCAAGCUCAUCAGCGACAAUUUGGGCAUCGAGGACGUCACUCGCGAAGAGCUUGACCAUCUGAUCGAGCACCCUAUCCUGAGUCCAUGGACCAUGUCCGAUAUCAUCAGCAAGCGCUCUCAGACCGGAUGGAGUACCCACGGUCACAGUGCCGUUGAUGUCAACAUCUACUCCUCUAAUCGCCAUGCCUCAAAGAAGCUCCACGGCAAUCACGAGAAUACAGAGGUCGGCGAAUUCUUGCGUUGGUACCUCGAUGUUGAGGAGGAAGUUAAAGAAGUCACCAAGGAGUUGAAGAACAAGCUAGAGAUUUCCAGUGGUGAGAGUUGGCUAGGUGCCAUCCCCUCUCGGGAGGAGUUGGCCAAGGUGGAGAGCCAUUUGAUGAGUCCUCAAAGAGGCUUCAAUUGA